AUGGGCAAGGACAAGGUCGAGAAGAAGGAUCGCGCUGAGAAGAAGGAGAAGCGUGCGGAUAAGGACGGUGUGCACAAGGUCAAGAAGGAGAAGAAGGAGAAGAAAGAUAAGACCGCUCUUGUCGAUGCAGUAGAGCAGGAGAUCGACUCUGAGGCCAUGGAGGGUCUUGAGCAGACCAGCGUCGCCGUUGUCGAGGCUGAUGCUAUCGCCGAGCGCCCCGUUGGUGCCCUCGUUCCCUUCGCCAACCCAUUGGUCGAGGACAAGCAGGCCAAGAAGGUCCUGAAGAGCGUCAAGAAGGCUGCUGUCAACAAGUCCCUCAAGCGUGGUGUCAAGGAGGUUGUCAAGGCUCUCCGCAAGUCUCCCAUCCCCGCCGCCAACGCUGCCAUCGGCAUCCCCAGCGGUGUUGUCGUUCUCGCUGCCGAUAUCUCCCCCAUGGAUGUCAUCUCCCACAUUCCCGUCCUGUGCGAGGACCAUGGUAUUCCCUACGUCUUUGUCACCUCCCGCGCUGAGCUCGGUGCUUCCGCUGCCACCAAGCGCCCCACCAGUGUGGUCAUGGUUACCCCCAAGGCUGCCAAGGGCAAGAAGGAGGAUGAUGCUGAGUUCACCAAGGUGUUCGAGGAGCUUGCUGGCUUGACCCAGAAGGAGCUCAAGAAGGUGACAGUCUAA
This is a messenger RNA of Penicillium paradoxum, 666 nucleotides long. RefSeq lists its product as uncharacterized. Gene Ontology annotation, biological process: snRNA pseudouridine synthesis; ribosome biogenesis; rRNA pseudouridine synthesis. Gene Ontology annotation, molecular function: box H/ACA snoRNA binding. Lineage: Eukaryota; Fungi; Ascomycota; Eurotiomycetes; Eurotiales; Aspergillaceae. The transcript has 2 exons. Gene Ontology annotation, cellular component: box H/ACA snoRNP complex. The coding region runs from base 1 to 666 and encodes 221 amino acids. The record is from RefSeq and is a predicted model, not a curated record.